Molecule: messenger RNA, 792 nt
Organism: Dictyostelium purpureum
Lineage: Eukaryota; Evosea; Eumycetozoa; Dictyosteliales; Dictyosteliaceae
Exons: 3
Coding region: 1-792 (263 amino acids)
Molecular function (GO): oxidoreductase activity
Source: RefSeq, a predicted model, not a curated record
AUGGUUUCACAAUUAUUUGAUGUUAGUAAUAAAGUCAUUUUAGUUACCGGUGGUGGUAGUGGAAUAGGUUAUGGAAUCAGUUUAGGAUAUGUUAAAAAUGGAUGCAAAGUUUAUAUAUGUUCACGUGACUUUGAGAAAUGUAAAAAGACUGCUGAAGAAUUAAGUAAAAUCGGACCAGGUAAAUGCAUUGCAAUUAAAGCAGAUCUCUCAAAAAAUGCAGAGAUUAAAGUUUUAUUUAAAGAGUUUUCUAAAUACGAAGAUCAUUUAGAUUGUUUAGUCAAUAAUAGUGGUUGCAAUUGGGGUGAAGAUUUAGAAAAUUAUCCAGAACAUGCUUGGGAUAAAGUUAUGAAUUUAAAUGUUAAAGCUGUAUUUUACACAAGUUUAGAGGCUCUUCCAUUUUUAAAAAAGAAUGCUUCACCAGAUUCACCAUCCAGAAUUAUCAAUAUAGGUUCAGUUGACGGUAUCCGUGUACCAAAUUUGGAAACUUAUGCAUAUUCAACUUCAAAAGCUGCUUUACAUCAACUCACUAAAGUUUUAGCAAACAAAUUGGCUGGUGAAGACUAUAAUAUAUUGGUUAAUGUAAUUGCCUGUGGUCCAUUCAUGAGUAAAAUGACCCAAAAAACUUUUACCGAUUUCAAGGACAUUAUUAUUGGAAGUAUUGCAACAGGUAGAUUUGGUAAUAAUGACGAUCUUGAAGGUCUAUGUGUUUUCCUUACAUCAAAAGCUUCAAAUUAUAUAACUGGUUCUGUUAUUCCAUUAGAGGGUGGAUUAUUAAUUAAACCAAAUCUUUAA